Tilletiaria anomala UBC 951 is the source of this 1192-nucleotide messenger RNA. RefSeq lists its product as uncharacterized. The coding region runs from base 30 to 1034 and encodes 334 amino acids. Lineage: Eukaryota; Fungi; Basidiomycota; Exobasidiomycetes; Georgefischeriales; Tilletiariaceae. The transcript is spliced from 8 exons. The record is from RefSeq and is a predicted model, not a curated record.
GCAUGCACAGAUUGCUGGUAGAUCAGUAGAUGAAUGUGCUACGUAAGCCUAUGUACGGAGUGUCGAAGACGGUGCCAGGCCGGAGAGCGUUGGAAUAUGUUGUGGCGUUCCAGUCAGUUGCCAUGCUGCAGAGUGCGGCGGCCAGCGGGGAGCCCAUUCUUGGCUUUGGGGGAGCCGGAAAAAGAAUAGUUAGGAAAUGGAGACCAGGGGCUUCCUCGCCGAGUCGCGACCGCCAUCACCCCUCCGCUCGCCGAUCCAGAUUCCAGGCCAUCUUCUGGCUUUGGACUCUUCCCCGUCUGACGAGUCCAUUUUCGGCCUUCACUUUUCCAGAAGCAUAUGCUCCAAGCAUCGCGGGUAGCGCUGCCUGUUCUGCCCUCGUGCGACGUCAACGCGUGGCGGCAGGGAAAUACUUGUAUAAGACAUGCACCCUUCUGUGCAUUCCUGUGGUAACAUUGAAUAGUGAACACGAAUAUAAUAUGUGGGACACGGACGUCGCUACGGCAUACUUGCACUCACUAAAGUUAUUUUCAGUGCAUGCUGCAUAUUGCAAGUGUGGCAAUGACCCUGCGAAGUACGACGGUAGCUCGACGGGACUCGUGACCGUGUCAAGCCAUUUGUCGGCUUCUCGAUCUUCUGGGACAGUCAUCUACGGGAGCAUGGGUAGGGAGGGCUUUAAGUGGAGUGGCGAUAGUAAUAGGUCAAUGCCGUACAAAUUCCAAUGCCCACCCCCAAUCCUGGUAUCAUCGCGUUCUCGUACAUACGUGAAGGAACAACGCUCUGGGUUGCUUGAUCGGUGGCUUGGGUCAGCCUUCGCAGUGUAUUCCCCCGCUCGAAGCACACAUACUCCGUCCGCGGCAAAGCGCCACAGCGUCAACCUGAGUCGACCAUCAAGCUACUGUCAAGCUGAGGCAGGCUCAAGCCCAAGCGCCAAGAAGCUACAAGGGUCAUCAAUUGGUGAUCUCGCCGACGGUCCUAGGCGUCGUUCAUGCAACAAUACAGCCGCUGAGGGUGCUGGAGGCAUGACGCACCAGUAAAGCGCCGGAGCGUUGAAGCAUCGAUCAUCACAUGAAGUACAGAAUUAGCGCAUGAGCAGCAAGCCAUAAAGCGCAGGCGGCAAGAUCUUGCGCAAUGACAAGUAAAAGCCACACCUGCAGACCGCAUUGUGCAUUCGUGAUGCGUCAACGCGUCAAAG